This is a messenger RNA of Harpegnathos saltator (Jerdon's jumping ant), 5326 nucleotides long. It is a transcript of the gene CRMP, whose product is annotated as Collapsin Response Mediator Protein. Lineage: Eukaryota; Metazoa; Arthropoda; Insecta; Hymenoptera; Formicidae. The transcript has 10 exons. Gene Ontology annotation, cellular component: cytosol; cytoplasm. The coding region runs from base 516 to 2336 and encodes 606 amino acids. Gene Ontology annotation, molecular function: dihydropyrimidinase activity. Gene Ontology annotation, biological process: pyrimidine nucleobase catabolic process. The record is from RefSeq and is a predicted model, not a curated record.
AUUCAUCGCACUCGUUAACGCGCUUCGAAUGCACCGCGCUGGCCGACCACUCUCGCUGCGAUUGGUCGGGGCGGGGGAGGCCGGUAGUGGGCAGCAGAGCAGCCACCCUCGUCGUCGGGCGGAGAAACAAACGAGCGUCGGAGCGGGGCGUCACGUCGCGCGCGCGUCGGUUCAGCAGUUGCUCGCUGCAGUUGGUUGAUCGCGUGGAUACACACACGUCGCCCGGCUCUCGCUUCUUCCCGGUCUCUCGUUGCCCUCCCCACCUCGCUGCCGAGAGAGCGAAGAGCGGUGAGCGUCGGCGGAAUAGCGCGCGCAAAGCGAACACGCAGUGGGAUUCGCGCGCGGACGGAGAACAAGCGAUAGUCGCGUCGUGGUCGAUCGUCAUCGUUGUGCGAGCGUGAGCGGCAGUCCCGGAUCCCGGGGAGAUAUACGGUGCGCGAGGGUCGUCGAGAGAGGAGGACAUAUUAUCGUCGGAGCGGAAGGAAGCAGCAGCAGCAGCAGCAGCGACGUGCGAGAUGAGCACUCCGGUGAAGAAGGUGCCGAUUCAUCUGCAGAGCGCGCAGAACAGACUGCUAAUCAAGAACGGCAAGGUCGUCAACGACGAUGGAGUCAUCGAUAACGACGUUUACAUCGAGGACGGCGUCAUCAGGCAGAUGGGGCGCAACCUCAUCAUACCGGGCGGCACGAGGAUCAUCGACGCGCGCGGCAAGUACGUAAUGCCCGGCGGCAUAGACCCGCACACCCACUUCGAGUUCGAGUUUAUGGAUACCAAGACGGUGGACGAUUUCUACCAGGGGACGAAAGCCGCGGUCGCCGGCGGCACCACGAUGAUCAUCGACUUCGUGGUCCCGCUGAAGGAGGAGAGCCUCGUGGAAGCGUACGAGAGGUACCGGGAGAACGCCGAUCAGAAGGUCUGCUGCGAUUACGCGUUGCACGUCGCCGUCACGUCAUGGAGUCCGAAGGUGAAGGAGGACAUGGCGACGUUGACGAAGAGCUGCGGCGUCGGUAGCUUCAAGAUGUUCAUGGCGUACGCUGACAUGCUCAUGCUCAGGGACCCGGAGCUGAUCGAGUCGUUCAAGGCGUGCAAGGAGCUCGGCGCCCUGGCCAUGGUGCACGCGGAGAACGGCGACAUCAUCGCGGAGAAUGCGAAGAAGCUGCUGGACGCGGGUGUAACCGGCCCGGAGGGCCACGAGAUGUCACGGCCCGAGGAGGUCGAGGCAGAGGCUGUGAAUAGAGCGUGCGUCAUAGCGAAUCAGGUCAAUUGCCCGCUGUACGUAGUGCAUGUGAUGAGCCGUAGCGCCGCCGCGGAGGUGGAGGCCGCGCGUAAACGCGGCGUUUGCGUCUUCGGCGAGACCUUGGCGGCCACGAUCGGCACGGAUGGCACCCACUACUCGCACAAGUGCUGGAGACACGCCGCCGGCCACGUUAUAAGUCCACCACUCAGACCGGAUCCGGACACGCCGCGAGAACUCGUGAACUUGUUAGCCAAAGAUAAUCUCCAAGUGAUCGGCAGCGACAACUGUACCUUCAACGCCGAGCAGAAGGCUCUGGGCAAAGACGACUUCACGAAGAUCCCCAAUGGCGUGAACGGCGUCGAGGACAGGAUGGCGGUCCUCUGGGAGAAGGGCGUGCACGCCGGCAUCAUGGAUCCUCAGCGAUUCGUCGCGGUCACCAGCACGAACGCCGCCAAGAUCUUCAACUUGUAUCCGAGGAAGGGCGUCAUAGCCGUCGGCUCGGACGCCGACAUUGUCGUGUGGGACCCCAACAGGAAGCGCACCAUUUCCGCCGAGACGCACGUGCAGGCUGUUGACUUCAACAUCUUCGAGGGCAUGGAAGUGACCGGUGUGCCCGAAUACGUGAUCGUCAAUGGGCGCGUAUGCGUGGACGAGUGCGAGCUCAAAGCCGUUCACGGGUUUGGGCGAUACGUGAAUACGGAGCCGUUCUGCGCCUACGUGUACGACAUGAUAAACGAAAAGGAGAAGAGACCACGUGGAGUCGCACGAACGGAAGCGGAGGCGAAGAGACACGCCGAGGAGGACGCCGCAAUCGCGAAGGCCAAGGAAGAGGCGAGGGCGACGGCCGGGGCUGUAGCACGGGCCAAUCAGACAAACGGUACUUAUGACAGCCCAAAGCCGAAGCUGCAGUCCGUCAUUUGCGUGCCGACUCUGCCGGAUUCCGCUGUGGUGACGCCAUCCACGAAGGGUCCGAGAAUGGAAGGGCAACGGAACCUGCAAGAUUCUACCUUCUCCAUCAGCGAGGAUGUCGAGGAAGCACGAAGGGCUUGCAUUCGCGUGAAUAAUCCACCGGGCGGUCGCAGUGCGGGAGGCUUUUGGUAAUUUACUACAAAAUAAGAAAUGACAGAGAGCGAGUCAGGAUUUGCUUUGCGUAUAAAGAGGCCACUUAAUGCGAGAGAUCAAUGGAACUUCAUGUCUCUUCCACCUCGUAUCGCAUACUCCCCUUAUCCACCAUCAUUACCAUCAUCCAUACACACACACACACACAUACACACAUACCGCACGCUUCAUUCAUUCUCGACAAUCACGGCCCCCGCUUUCAGGUUCGCUACUCACCAAAUAUUACAUAAUGCUAAGUUCAGUCGUUUUCACAACUGUAUUCCCAUCGAUCAAGGUCUGUUCCAUCAAAGGAGGAUGCGGAAGCCCCCGGCCAGUAGGUUGUACGUUCAUGCAUUCAUAUAAUCGUACCAUUUUCUCGCUUUAUUGUCGCUUCAUCGCUGCACUUUAUAUAUAUAUAUAUAUAUAUGUAUAUAUAAUAUAUAUAUAUAUAUCACUGGCGUAUGCUUGAACCAUUGACCUUGGUCCGUUUCCUCGAUCACGACACUCUACGGGAAAUCGGUGUUCCCAGAGUCGUUAGCGAGGCGUUUACAUCGAUAGAUCCACACUCUCAAAGAUCGUUCCCGUUGUCUGCACUUCCUUGAGAGAUUUUAUUUAUUUAUUGUUGCACUUAUACGGCAGGAUAUUAUAUAUGGAAAGAUGUAUAUGUAUAUAAUUUAUGCGUUAUGUCAUCAAUUCAAUGAUAUGUGUACGUUUGUGGAAUCCGGGAACGUGAGAACGGAAGUGUAUACAGUUCGACGCGUUUUCUGUUAACGAGUUGAUUGUUCUCUAUGCUUCUGAUAUCUUUAUAUCAUCUGUUUAAUGAAAUUUGCACGGUCGGUAAUCAUUAUUAUGACGAAAGUUCCAAGGUCAAGAGCUUGAAAGCAUUUGUUAUUUAUUAUACGAAUUUUAACAGACGAGUGUGAAAAAUGCGACUUUUUCUUUCUUUUCCCACAUUAUCGUACCGCGAUUCAUUUAUAAUUUGAAAAAGAAGCAGUUAUAUAUAUAUAUAUAUAUACGACGAUUAUCAGGCGGAGGUGUUUUAUUCUGCGGGUAAAAGCAGUAUUGUGAUAUGUUAGUCACAAUUUUAUCAUUAUUAUCAUUAUUAUUAUUAAGACCGUUGCUUGUUUAUUGUCGACGCUAACGAGAACUCGCAUUAUAAAAGAGUUGCGGCUCAAGGGAAGCGAACAACAACUUGGUGCUCUCUCAAGUUGCAACACUUGCAUUGAGCCAUCGAUGUGAAAGUUGUGUUUAUUUAUGACGUAAUGCGUUACACAGAUAUAUUUAUAUAUGGGAUAGUUGCACUGUAUCGCAUAUGACUUAUAUAUGACUAUAUAUAUAUAUAUACGCUUGUAUAAUCAAAAAGAAAAGGAAAGAAGCCAUCGGGUCCCAGUUCAUUCCAUUUUGAACUUUUGGUUUCCGCGACAAUACAAUAUUUUCCCUGUCGAGCCAAGGCUGAGGUACCUUCCAGCGCAAUGCGGAAAUGACGACACGAUCGAUCAAGGACUUCACUAGGUUCACUAGGUUGAUUAUACAUUUCACGCUCCGUGUGGCCACGAGGAUACAUGUGUACACAUCCUCUCUCCGUGGUACUUACUCAUCUCCCGUCAUCUCGAUCCACCGCUCUCUCACUCGCCUCACACCUGAUUGAUUUUGACAAGGAAGCGCAAACGCUGGUGUUACUUCUUUAUGUCACGGUCGGGGGAAGAGAAGAUCUCGGUGGACGAAAGUGAUCAGGGACGUUAAGUGUACAUAUAACGAUAUACACGCGAUCUUAGUUUACGUUAAUUUACAUGUUGACCACCGUCGCCUGACUAGUUUGUCUCAGAGCUUUCACAUUUCGCGCGCGCGCGCUUUGCUUUCAUCGGGAGAGUGUAAUCGAGGCUUCACGCUCUGCUGACGAAUCAUCGGCGUCCCGAGCAGAGAGAUAGGUCGCGUCUUUUAUCCGUGAAGCAGGAGAGACUCCAGUCUCGCGCUCGUCGAAUCCUCGAAGCAAUUCGCAGGCCGACGCGACGCCGCGUCGCACGAUGAUUCGUGCGUCGAUAGUCGACGGAAACAAACGGUCGCGAGCCGAGUCAAGGAUUUCCCGUUACUUAGAGCAGCGUUACCUAGAGCGUAAGUCCGGCCGGCGGAAGCUUGCAGCGACGCUGAAGAUCGAUCGAUCGUCCGCUUACAGCGUCCGAGAGCGCACGACAAUGUAACACGACGCACAAAUUUUUUUAUACGAAACGUCGACAUUUGUACUAGACGAGCGACGAGCCGACGUUCGCUCCUUCGUACGUAUCGUCGCAACACCACGUGCACGUAGGAAGUCGCGCUUUUUCUUUAAGGAACCGUUCACGUUCACCGACUAUGCAAAGAGCUCUCUCUUCUAGGGGCAGGUUGUUCCAACUCCUUGGUAAAUUAACCGAUGGUUAAAUCGUAUGUCUGUCUUGGUUAGAAAUUGGAGGAAAAACGAAGAUAAACAUACGAUUGAACUAUCAGUUAACUUAGCAAGAAGUUGGAACAACCAGCCCUAGGACACGCGGAAUCACGCGUUUCCAGCGGUCAUUUCCAGCGGUCGACAUUGCCCGACAUUCCGAUCUCGCGAGGCUCCGCGAAGAUCAACCGUGACGUCAGUUUUCUUCGCUUCUCUGACACAGCCGUGAAAUAUCGAGCUUGCUCUUCAUGUUUCUUCUCGUCAGAGUCGAAUCUCUCUCUUCGAUGACAUCUCUCAUCCAUCCAUGACGACAUAGAGACGCGCACUCGGUGUGCCUCCGAAACUAUCGCACCACCGCACCAUCACCGACGUUAAAUUUCACAUCUGCAAUAUACGACGAUAAGAUCGAUCAAUAAAUUGUAAUCGUAUAAUCUCUCGUCUCAUCGCAUAACACGUAUUAAUAAUUGUGUAAUCAUUACUCUGUGUGUAUGUGUGCAUACAUGCGUGCGUGCGUGUAUGUGUGUGUGUGUGUGUGUACAUGCGCGCAAAAAGCUGCGAGUAUGGCUGAGAGCUUGCG